UUUUUUUUCCAAGUAGAUCUUUCAUCAUUGUACGUACAUGGAGUUCUGACAGUAAAAUUAGAACACAUUAUUUUCCCCCAAAUGGGGACCCUUCAAACAGCAUGUGGCCUGGCGGCUAAUCUAGCUAAGCUAAUUAACAACAAUUCUUACUAAAUCUAGUCCUAGUAGUGGUUUGUUUGCAUACGAUGAGAUUAUAAUUUAAAAGUACAACGUUAUUAGAGUUGCAGGAGACACUUAAUCAUCUUAGGUUCAUGCAUGUCUGCGUGCGAGAAUCUAAUAGCAACAAUCACUCAUCGUGGGCUAGUUAUAAUUAUGCUUGUCGUUUGCAGAUUAAUUAAUGAAGACUUCAAUCAGAUGGCAUCGCCAUUAUAUAUCUUAAUCCCAUCAGAUGUUUUACGAUAAUUUUGUUAUGGUGCUCCGCGUACUGUGUGAAUGGAAUAUGUGUUUUGUCCAAUUCGAAGUCAUUUGGGUCCAACCCAACACUCAUAUGAAUUCUGCAAUUAGGUCUGAUUACCCAAUAAGUGACCCAUUGACAAUAUCCCUAUGCAUAUACACCUGUUCUUUUUGGACUCCAUCACAACGAAGCAAGAAGGUGAUAGAAGUUAAUUAACUGGUGCAGUUUCAUGCAGUGGAGGUAUCAUCUGUUCAGUCGGCUGAUUGCUUAUUAAGAUGGAGUUCAUGAGAAUGUCUGAGUACCAGGAACAAAAGAUGCUCUUCCUAGGUACACUACAUGGAGUUCUGACAGGGGGAAAAAAGAGAGAGAGAACCUUAUUUUCCCCAAAUGGGAACCAGAUUACCAUAGAUAUAUAGAUUACUGUUCCUUAAUUAUGUUUACCUAUGUCUAACUCAAGAUUCAAGAAGGCGCUAGGCGUAAGGCGAGCGUUGAGGCUUUGCCUAUAGUGCCUAGCUCGCCUAGGCGUAGAGUAGGCGUGGCUAGGCGGUGGAAGAAAAAUACCUAUUCGCACUGCAUGAUGAAUGAAAUAAUAAUCUAGGACACUUCUUCAAUUUAGUUAAAAUGGUCAGUAACUUACUCAACACUUAAUGACAAGAACAUAACUCACGAAUUCAUAGAAUCAUAGAUCAAUAGCUCACAAAGUUCUUGAGCUAUUGAAAAUAUUAAUAUAGAAAUUUUUUUUAGUAGUUGACGUUAAUUCCCUCCUAUAAUAUUGACUUACUAGCUCCAUCUAGUUAUGUUUAGGAGAGACUUAGAUGUCGCCUUACUUCAUUGACGUGCUCCAUUAUCUAACUAGGCGCGAACCCCCCUAGGCAAGGCGUUUUGCCAUUGCCUUGCACCUAGGCGUGCCUAAGCAUAAGGUUAAGCGUGCCUUUUUGAACAAUAUUAUAACUAUCAGAUGGUGAUGGUUUCAUUGUAAACCUACGUCUACUCAGGAGUGUGCAACGUUCAAUCCGGUUCAGACCGAACCUAAUUAAUCCAUCAGAGCCGCGGUUUAAAUAGUGAAAGAUAUCUUAGGACUAAAAACCGGACAAUCAUUGUAUUCAGUCCAUUUGGUCCGGUCCAAAUAUCAGUUCGGUCAAUAUUUUCUUCAAUAAUUAUAAAAUUCACAGGAUCAAGAAUCGGCCGACCACAUUAUACUUGGUUCAAUACAAUUUGGUCCAAACGCCAGUUUGAUCCGAUACGGACCGGAACAUUGUACACCAUACCCUAUAUGUCUACCACUUUGGAGUGGGGAAGUUGAGCAAUUAGUAGGUCUCGACUUGAAGCUCAUGGAGUCAGAAGGAGACUUCUGAAUUGCUCCCCGUGUUUGGGUUCCAGGAAAGUUCUAAGGUUUUGCAAUGUCCAGGGGUUCUAUAAAAUUGAUAAUCAAAAUUGAUCUCCAUUGGGGGUUUGACCAGAUUAAGAAUCAAGAAGGGAGGGAGGAAUGGAGGCGGCGCAGCCCUAAUUCAUAAAAGAAACUGAUCUCUAAUGGGGUUUUGACCAGAUUAAGAAUCAGGGAGGGAGAGAGGGAUGGAGGUGGCGCAGCCUUGGAGUUAAUUGAUAAUAAGCUUUUUGGGCGGAUUUGACGGCUAUGAGGGAAUAUCAUUGAACCCAUAGACUCAAUUUGUGAUUCAAAUGGUUUUCGUUGCGGCAACCAUUGUUUCUCUGCGAAUCGGAAAAUUGGAGGAUUCGACAAAACAAGAAAGAAAACGACACACAGAUUUACGUGGUUCACUAAAACAAUGUGUGUUAGCUAGUUCAUGGGCGAAAGAGAGCCCAUUUCACUAUAUGUCGAGGAGAUACAAAUUACAGAUGAGUAUGAGAAGUAAUUAUAUAGCACUUCUCCAUGACUUCACUAUAUUUGCAGUGAGACCCCUGUGACAUCCAGUCGUAGCGCCAGAUAGUCCGAUUCAAGUCACAUCAACACAACGGAUGGACUCCGGUGAAAUUCCAUAUUUUCUAUCCUAUUAAAAAUAGUAUGGAUAUUGCAUAUACUUAUACUCACACGAGAAUCAGGUAGAAUAUCAAAACCAUGUUCACAUCUAAUCGAGUUCCGGGUAUCCACGGUUAUCUAAGGAUAAUAAAUUUUUUGUAUAACUCCAACCAACAUGUUAACAUUCACACGUAUACUGACACUACGUAAAUGGGGAAGUAUGAUGAUAAAUCACUAGAAUGAAGAAAAGUAGUUAAAAACAACACUAUUGGAUGAAAAUAUUAUAUAUGUAUGUUAAAUAAUUAAAUAUCUUAAGAAAAUAAUGUCAUUUUACUUUACGUAUGCAUAUGUAUAAUCGGAAAGGUUCAAAUUGGAUGGUGAGAAAAUCACACCGACCCGCGUUGCCCGCAAUAUUCGACUUCUAAUUUUAUCCAUACCCACUAAAAAUUCUCGAGAAUUGGGUUUUACCCUAGCCGAUUUGGUCAGAUUCGAGCGAGUAUCCUUGUAGAUAUAUUUUCCAUUUCCAUGCUUUCAAACCGUAAGUUAAUUUUGUUAUCGUUAUUAUUCAUUUGAAAUAAUAUAUCCAUAGAUAGUAGCCUAUUACAAACAUAGGUUAAAAUCACUAUUUCUUACUUGAAAUGAGUGAAUGGAAUUUUAUUACCAAAAUAAAUUAUUACCGCCGCAAAAAAACUAGUUUCCAUUAAUAGAGAGCUGCUGCAGGAGACACUUAAGGGAGCGGAUCAGGCCAGUAACCCUUGCGGUGAGUAAUCAUCAGUAAUCUGAUUACAUCCGCAUGACAUAAGCAUCUCCUCUUUCCAGGAAAGCCUUUUAUCUUUUCCCCUUUAAUUUUUAACGGACGAUUUCUCUCUCGUUUUAAGAAGAAAUAUAAAUUUUUUUGCACAGAUAAAUCAGAUUAAAUGUCAUAUGAUAGUAGGAGUAUACUAACUGUCAUUUACGACUUUCAUCAUUGUUUACCACAAAUUACCACCCACAUACCAUAGUGGUAAAGUAUGGUAAUUUUUUGUCCAAUAUUUUUUUCACCCAGAAAUUUUUAGAUCCAAUAGAUCAUGAUGAACUCGUUCCUUCUGAGCAAACGUUUUCAUAAAUGACUUAAAAACGAAGAAGUUACUAUAUGGUAUGUAGUUGGUAAAAAUAAAGUUUCUUGAAAUAUAUUGAAAAUUGAUCUCAUUUUGUAGAGCACAACGAACUCGUUCCAUGUGUGCAAAAAAUUUGAAAUCCGAGUUAAAACGAAGAAGAUAAGAGCAGAUUAUGAAAACUAUGGAAAAUAAAAUGUGUUUAAUUGACAACUCUUAGAUCUGAAUUUUCUAGGUCCACUUGGAUCUAAAUGUCCAUAUUUAGUUACUCAUAGAUCAUUAACCAAUGGUUACUGAAACUAUUCUAAGCCGACACUUAACUUAAUUAAUUAUCAGUUUAUACAUAUCUCCGUAGGUUCAUGCAUGUAUUUGCGAAUCUAAUUAAUGGGCAGCUCUUCCUAAAAAUUAUAUUGUCGUUUGCAGAUUAAUUAAUGAAAACCCUCCAAACCGAUGCCAUCGUCAUUAUCUUAAUCCUGAUUAUUAAUUACAGGUGAUAUCAUCCUUAAUUACCAUAGUGUAUAUAUGCCAUCUCGUGUCAUCUCAUCUACGUACCAUAUUCAUCUUUUGUAAGCUUGAUUUCUCUCUCAAACACAACAACGAAAGACAGACAGAAAGAAAGAACACUCCUUUCUAAUUAUAUCCAUCCAUCCAUCAAUGGCUGCAACUUCCCUUUGUCACUUUAAGGCUACGCACCGGUCGCCGUUUCCUUUUGGCUCCGCCGCCAGGCCCAGCCGGCCCAUACAACUUCCGGUUAACCACCUGAGACUUUCUCGCGUGGGGAAGAAAUGGGCCGCACUCCAUCGAUCAAACUAUAACAAUAACAAUAAUGCAGUUGUGAUGAUGGUGGCCGCCGAGAGAGCAACCGUUGAGAGGAUAGAGUCGGCUAAGUUCCAGCACGCACUUUGGGAGGAACACUUCCACUCCGCCGAGAAAGAAAGAACACUCCUUUCUUCUACUACUGCUCAUCGGCUGGAAAGGAGGGAGUAUGAAGCUCUGAAAGAAAAGGUGAGGAAGAUGGUUGCAGCUGAGAGUGAUCAUGUGUCGGUAACCGAGAAGCUGCGGCUGAUAGAUGCGAUCCAACGAUUAGGGAUUGGGUAUCACUUCGAGACGGAGAUGGAAGAAGCACUGGAGAAAGUUUAUGUUCUUGCUGGGGAAUCGUUCAUCGACGGUGCUGAUCUGUAUCACGCAGCUCUCUGGUUUCGACUCCUGAGACAGCAAGGAUUUCGUGUUUCUCCCGAUGGGUUUAGAAAGUUCAUGGACUGUGAAGGAAAGUUCAGAGAAUCGUUGGCUUCAGAUGAUCGAGGGCUACUAAGCUUGUACGACGCAGCACAUUUGGCAUUCCAUGGAGAAGACAUAUUGGAUGAAGCCAUGAACUUCGCAACCAGGAACCUGGAGUCCAAUAACAUUGCUGUUCACGACAGCUCUUCUUCAAUAUUCAACUCCCUCUGCUUUCCUAUAUGGCAAUGUGUCCCCACGACACUUGCAAGGCACUCCAUCGACGUCUCCUCUGACCACCACGCCUCCCGUGGUCAAGCAGUCAUAGUGAGGUUCACAAAGUUGGACUUCAACAUGUCGCAGAAAUUCUAUCAGGAGGAGCUCCACCUGCUUUCAGAGUGGCGGGCAAGUCUUGAAGUGUCUAUCAAGUUCCCAUAUGCGAGAGACAGACUUGUGGAGUGCUAUUACUGGUGCAAUGCGGUUGCCUUGAAUCCCAAGUAUCGCUUGUCAAGGAUCAUACUUACCAAGUUCGCAUAUGCGGUGACCCUCCUGGACGACGUCUACGACAACUUCGGUAACUACGACGAGCUUGAGAUCCUAACGGAUGCGAUUGACAGGUUGGAUAUGAGUUGCCUGGAAACAGUUCCAGACACGAUGAGAGACAUCUACGUGAUCAUCAUCAAUCUGUUCGACGAAAUCGAGCAGGAGCUCUCAGAAGCUGGACAUGAAAGUACAUAUGGUCUCGAUUACUCUAAGGCAGAGUUCAAGAGACUUUGCAAAGCCUUCUUGGUUGAGACCCGUUGGCGCACUGAGGGCGUGGUUCCCACUCCAGAGGAGUACAUAAUGACUGCCAAAGUAACCACCACCUACCCUUUCCUUUGCACACUUUCAUUCUGUGGGGUGGGAGACCACAUAGCCACCAGACAUGCAUUUGAGUGGGUAACCGAUGAAACCAACAAGAUGGUGACCGCUGCCUCCCUCGUCUGUAGGCUCCAAAACGACGUCGUGUCUCGUGAGUUCGAGCGCGGGAGGGAGCACGUGGCGUCCGCCAUGGAGUGCCACAUGAGGAAGCACCGAGUCUCUGAAGAGGAGGCCAUAGUUGCUGUGUGGGGAGAUAUUUCGGGAGCUUGGAAAGACAUGGCGGAAGGGUUUCAGAAACCGAAUCCGCUUCCCGUGGCUUUGAUGAAUCGGAUUCUCAACACUGCGAGGGUGGCGGCCGUGGCGUACGAGAAGGCCGAUGCUUUUACUCACUGCCACCUUCUCAAGGCGCACAUGGCUGCCCUCUUCGCUGAUCCGGUGCCGCUUUGAAGUGUUGGAAUAUGUGGCGCGCUUGGGUUUUUAGCAACCGUUUCUGGGCUUUUCGGCGACCGCUAUUUUGUGGUGUGUUGUUUCGUCACGAAAAGCUGGUUCCUGUUCUUCAAGGCUCAAGCAUGUGUCAUGUUUGUUCUCUUCUUUGGUGUCAUGUUUAUCGUCUUGUGUUCUUCAUUUCAAUCACCAUGUAAUUAUAAAGGCUCCUUGCUAAUUGAUUUCUAUUUCAUAAUGUUUUAUGUGUAAAUAAGUGGUGCACUCCCGGUAAAAAAAAAAAAAAAAAAACUAAUUGGUGCACGUACGGGUAGAGGAGGUGGGCAAUGGGUUGGUCCAUACCGUACACCACACAUGAUCGAAUCGAUGUUUGGACCAGAUUAUAUCGAAUCGAAUAUAUAUAUAUGGUUCGA
Linum trigynum is the source of this 6393-nucleotide messenger RNA. NCBI's taxonomy places the organism in Eukaryota, Viridiplantae, Streptophyta, Magnoliopsida, Malpighiales, Linaceae. The record is from the annotation of a GenBank genome assembly.